UCGGAUACCUUGGUGGUUGGAGCGCGCGAGGGUGGGGCGGUGCUGAAACUGAGACCGUGGUGACCUUGUGUUUGCUGGGAGCGCAGUCAGCUUCGCGCUGUUCUGUCGCAGAGUCACCACUUAGAGGAGACAUCGUAAGGAAUUAAUCUUAUUACCAGUGGCAUUUAAAUAUUUGUGUAAAGAAGAUUGCAACAGCAGUUUUGAUUCAUGGAACUUCAAAGGAAGCAGAGAAGAUAGGAUUUGCAAAAGGUGUGGUUUGGGCAAAUCUGAAGACUACCAUUUUGUGAACUUGCAAACAGAAGACCUGUGUGAAAUGUGGUGGUUCCAGCAAGGCCUUAGUUUCCUUCCUUCAGUCCUUGUAAUUUGGACAUCAGCUGCUUUCACAUUUUCAUACAUUACGGCAAUAUCACUCCACCAUGUAGACCCUGCUUUGCCUUAUAUCAGUGACACUGGUACAGUAGCUCCAGAAAAAUGCUUGUUUGGGGCAAUGCUGAAUGUUGCUGCAGUUUUAUGCAUUGCUACCAUUUAUGUUCGUUAUAAGCAAGUUCAUGCUCUGAAUCCUGAAGAGAACCUUAUCAUCAAAUUAAACAAGGCUGGCUUUGUACUUGGAAUACUGAGUUGUUUAGGACUUACUAUUGUGGCAAACUUCCAGAAAACAGCCCUUUUUGCUGCACAUGUAAGUGGAGGUGUGCUCACCUUUGGUAUGGGUUCAUUAUAUAUGUUUGUUCAGACCAUCCUUUCCUACAAAAUGCAACCCAAAAUUCAUGGCAAACAAGUCUUCUGGAUCAGACUACUGUUGGUUAUCUGGUGUGGAGUAAGUGCACUUACUAUGCUGACUUUCUCAUCAAUUUUGUACAGUGGCAAUUUCGGGGCUGAUAUAGUACAGAAACUCCACUGGAACCCUGAGGACAAAGGUUAUGUUAUUCACAUGAUUACUACGGCAGCAGAAUGGUCUAUGUCACUUUCCUUCAUUGGUUUUUUCCUGACUUACAUUCGUGAUUUUCAGAAAAUUUCUUUACGGGUGGAAGCCAAUUUACAUGGAUUGACCCUCUAUGACACUGCACCUUGCUCUAUUAACAAUGAACGAACACGACUACUUUCCAGAGAUUUUUGAUGAGAGGAUAAGAUAUUUCUGUAAUAAUUAUGAUUCUCAGGGAUUGGGAAAAGUUUCACAACAUUUGCUUAUUCUGCUCUGAAAUUUUCAACUAAUUAAUCAAAGCUGACUAAUAUUAAUCAGGAAACAUGAAAUAAGCCAUUUGAUUUAUUUUAAAGAAUAUCAUCAACCUACAUUUUUAUCCAAGAGAACAAAACCAAAGGACUGUGAAAUUGUAGUUUUUUCUACUUUUAAGAGAAACAACCUGAAGUGCACAACCGAACCUUUCAUAUUUUGUAAAUCAUUUUAAAGCAUGCUUUGUUGAGAGCACUUUUAUGAGAGACAUUUUCCAUGACUCCAAAUAAUCAGCAUUGGGCAGUAAAUCUUUUAGAAUCAGGUUUUGAAGUAAGAGUUUAAUAUAUUUCUUACAGUCUUAAAAAAUUUAUUUUUGUUCUGGAAUCUACUUAUAAAGGGAAGCAGACUUUGAUUCAUGUAAGUUUUCUCCUGGUUUAAGCUUUGCCCACAAUUCUGUAUGUAUUUUUUUUUCUAGCCACAAGGUCAGAUACUAUGCUAAUUGAUCUGUCACAGAUGCUUGCAUGGUUUCAUGAAUCUUAGUGUCUGGUAUGAGGUUUUAAUCACCAGUGGAGAAAAGAGGUACUUAUAGGUAAAUUUGCUCCAAUCGUAUUUUAUAUAAAACAAGGGUAUUCAUACUUAAGGCUGAUAAGUUUGUGAAUAACAGCAAUUCUGAUUAAUAUCAAACAAAAGUCACCCCAACUGCAAUCAAGAUUUUCAUUUGUAGCAAAUUGUAGUUACUUGUAAAAGUUGUGUUGAACAGGUAAAUAUUGGGUCUUUUUAAUGGGCUAUAACCUUUGUAUAGUCUGAAUUUUAAAGAGCAAAACCAAAAAUCUAAUAAAAACUAGAUACAAAAUAAUUGUGAUACGUGCAUUUACCAAAACAAUUUUCUCUUUUUUUUCUGCUCUUGCAAGUAAUUGAAUGGGUUCUGUGCAGAUAAAGAAUAAUUUACAGACCCAUGAUGCAAUUAAAAAGAGAAAAAUGUCCAUCUGGAAAGUGCCCAGUGGCAAACUGAUUUGCAAAAUAAUCUUUGAAGAAAAUUAAAAAGGCUUAUCUUUUAGAAGAGAUGACUUCAUGACCAGGUGAAAAGGUGGUGAGAAAAAGUGUCAAAUGUGUGAUGGAGCAGUUUAUUGAAAGAUGCUUAUAUGAUAGAGACCUUGAUUAUGUAUAAGUUGCAAGACAUAGGACUGAGUAAAUAUUAUUUUUGAAGACUUCUGGACUAAUAAGACAGAAAGUGAAAUAAAAUACCAUACCUGUA
Molecule: messenger RNA, 2423 nt
Organism: Carlito syrichta (Philippine tarsier)
Lineage: Eukaryota; Metazoa; Chordata; Mammalia; Primates; Tarsiidae
Gene: DRAM2
Product: DNA damage regulated autophagy modulator 2
Exons: 10
Coding region: 314-1114 (266 amino acids)
Biological process (GO): regulation of autophagy; photoreceptor cell maintenance
Cellular component (GO): lysosome
Source: RefSeq, a predicted model, not a curated record